UGUACCGUCAGCAAAGCAAACUGAUUUCGUUUUCUCCUUCCCAAGUUCUCCAUGGUUCGCUCUUUUGUUCUUAUUCCAGGCAUCGUCAACGGCGCCUCUCGCAGGAUCAAGAAGAAGAACAAGAAGAAACCUCGAAACGCCUCCUCGUCCAUUCAAUCUCUUCCGAACGAGGUUCUGGUCCAAGUACUCGCGAAGGUCGCUUCGCGCUCCUUCGAUGAUCUUUAUUCAGCCAUGUUAAGCUGCAAGGAUUUCAACGAAAGUGCUCAAGAUGAUCACAUAUUCGAGCACGUCGACAUUAGCAAGUUCCCGCUGGUUUCUUGGCGCGCAAGUGAAAAACACACGAGGUUUCUGAUGCGGUGCAGGGAUCUCGGCAAUUCGGAGGCCUUGUACAGGCAAGGGAUGCGCGACCUCUUCACAAGCAAGAGGAUAGAACCUGCGGGGGUCGAGUCUCUGAAGAGGGCAGCCUCAAAGGGUCACGUAGAAGCAACGUACGUGUACGGAGCGAUCUUGGUGUGUUGCGGGGGCGAUUCAAGGCAGAAAGGACUUGAGCUUCUGUACUCACUCAACCGCCACAAAUCGAGAGGGUUAAGCGUGACAGAAUGCCGAGAGAGGAUUAAGGAAUUGAUUUGGAACACAAUGUGGGUGAAUAGGGAAGUAAUAGGUAGAAUUGUAGAAGCACACGAUGAGAACGCUGCCAUGAAAGCAUGCAACGACUGUGGAGAUCCACAAGGUCCGUACACAAUCGAACAAGGAUGGGAUUUCGAUGACCAUGAUAAAUUCAGUAGCUGUAAUUCGUGCAGAUGGCAUCAGGAAGUAAAUAUAUUUUGUGAUAUAUUAAGUCGUAGUCGUGCAAAUUAUGAUUAGAUAGCACUUGGAAUUUUGAGAUUUAAGUCUCAUCGAAUUUGUAUUUUGUAAAUAAUUUCUUUUGUUUAUAAAGUGCUUAGUUUCGGAUUUUAAUUUUAAUCACAAGUGCUAGAUUCCUUAAAUGUACGUUUGCAAACAUUCAUAUUCAUGUUUGAAGUUUUCGACAAUUGACAACAUACAUGUCAGAUGUAAACUUACGUUGCUUGCUAGCAACCUUUUCGAUAUUUGAAACCUUGUUUCACAACGGCAAAUCCUCGAGAUAC
This is a messenger RNA of Malus domestica (apple), 1127 nucleotides long. RefSeq names its product putative F-box protein At1g67623. Gene Ontology annotation, molecular function: protein binding. NCBI's taxonomy places the organism in Eukaryota, Viridiplantae, Streptophyta, Magnoliopsida, Rosales, Rosaceae. The record is from RefSeq and is a predicted model, not a curated record.